UUAGCGAAGAACUUCGUCGAAAAUCCUCACAGGCGGCUAUUGCGGCGAGGGCUGGCCGCUGUCUGCAGGAACCUUCAUCUCGCCAUUGGACUACGGCCUCCCACUCCGUCAUCGGCAGCAGGCAUUCUGGCUACCCCACGUGCAUUCUUAAGAGGUGUACCCCUCGUCCGCCGAAUGUCUCCUCCAAAAGAAAGAUUAUCUCAACUGUCGAGACAUUUCAGUUAUUCAACUUCUCACGACGUUCCCUUGAACACUCCUUAUUCCAUUGAGCGAGGCCAAAGCAAGCCAUUGGACGACCUCAUACCAUCCCGACCCUUCAAGCAACCCGAGCAAAGAAGAGAUCUUUCUCAGUCUGUAAUCAGUUUACAAGAAGAGGGUAAAAGAGCAAAACCUGCUGCUGCCAAAAUGUCGAGCCAGGCGCCUCACCCAGCACUCUUGAUUCCAGGGCCCAUCGAGUUUGACGAUGCUGUCCUGCAAUCAAUGAGCCAUUACUCCGAAUCUCAUGUUGGCCAACCGUUUGUGAACACCUUCGGCGAGACUCUGUCCAUGCUGCGGAAGCUGUUCCAGACCGAGAACCCAGCUAGCCAGCCUUUCAUCAUCUCCGGCUCAGGAACACUAGGAUGGGACCAAGUCGCGGCGAAUUUGACUGAGCCUGGUGAGGAGGCACUCGUUCUGCACACUGGCUACUUUGCAGAUAGCUUUGCAGACUGUUUUGAGACGUACGGCGUGAAGGCAACCCAGCUCAAAGCUCCCAUUGGUGAGCGACCACAACUAGACGAGAUCGAGAAGGCAUUGAAAGAGAAGAAGUACAAGGUCAUCACAGUGACACACACCGACACCUCUACAGGUGUGCUAUCAGAGAUCGAGCCUCUGUCCAAGCUCGUCCGGAAGGUCUCUCCAGAGACUUUGCUCAUCGUCGACGGAGUCUGCUCAGUGGGAGGCGAGGAGAUUCGAUUCGACGAUUGGGAUAUCGAUGUCGUCCUUACCGCCUCGCAGAAGGCCAUUGGCUGCCCAGCAGGCCUCUCAAUCAUCAUGGCUUCCGGCCGCGCCAUGGAAGCCUUCAAGAGCAGAAAGACUCGUCCAAACUCCUACUUCGCAUCGUGGCAAAACUGGUUACCAAUCAUGCAAAACUACGAAUCCAGAAAGCCAUCCUACUUCGCCACGCCAUCACCACAGCUUAUCCACGCCCUCCACACCGCCCUUACUCAGAUCCUUUCUAAGCCGCUCAGCGAAAGAUUCGCACGGCACAAAGAAGUUUCAGACAAGGUCAAGAAGGCAGUAGCAGACCUCGGCCUCAAACAACUCGCCUCGAAGCGUGAAAACCAAGCCAACUGCAUGACAGCCAUCUAUCUACCAAAUGACCUCAAGCCACCGGAGAUUCUACCAAAUCUCAUGAAGAAAGGCGUGAUUUUUGCUGGAGGCCUUCAUAAGGAGAUCGCAACCAAGUACAUUCGAUUCGGACACAUGGGCGUGAGCGUUACGGAUAACAAGAAAGAUGACAUUGACCGUGCGAUUCAGGCUUUGAAGGAUGGACUUGCUGAGGUCGGAUAUAAGGCUCCGUCGUAGAGUGCUGGGCUUGUGAGGAAAGAUAUUUAGUCCGUUGUAGAUAUAUAUAUCCCUUUUGAGAAUUCAAGUGCUAUGUUGAAUAUGCUGGGGGAUCUACGUUGUACUUGUAGCAGUGCGGGAGAGUAUCUACUCGUAAUCUCUGCUGUGUUUGUCCCGAG
Pseudocercospora fijiensis CIRAD86 is the source of this 1724-nucleotide messenger RNA. RefSeq lists its product as uncharacterized. NCBI's taxonomy places the organism in Eukaryota, Fungi, Ascomycota, Dothideomycetes, Mycosphaerellales, Mycosphaerellaceae. Gene Ontology annotation, molecular function: L-serine:pyruvate transaminase activity; L-alanine:glyoxylate transaminase activity. The coding region runs from base 175 to 1566 and encodes 463 amino acids. Gene Ontology annotation, cellular component: peroxisome. The record is from RefSeq and is a predicted model, not a curated record. The transcript has a single exon.